Molecule: messenger RNA, 1593 nt
Organism: Mycena indigotica
Lineage: Eukaryota; Fungi; Basidiomycota; Agaricomycetes; Agaricales; Mycenaceae
Product: Ankyrin repeat family protein
Exons: 4
Coding region: 1-1593 (530 amino acids)
Source: RefSeq, a predicted model, not a curated record
AUGCGCUCCCUGGACAAAAACGAGCUCCAGAUACAUGUAAAAUCAAAACGCCACAUAGAGUCUCCCCGACACAUAAAAGUCUUCAAGGUGACCGCCACACACGGGAAUGAAGUCAUUGCGUCGUUGAAAAUAUGGAAAAUUGUUCGCACCGAAUUCCGCGACGAUUUCCUGGUCACACUCUACGAGGAACUCUUUGAGCUCUCAGAGCUCUUUGACAAAUAUGGACGAGUCCGGCCACGCAUCAUCGAACCUGGGUACCAUAGUGGAACAAUGUGCUGGGGAGAAGAGUUAAACAAGGGAGACCUGUUCUACAUAUUUUCGGUCUCUGUGAAAGAGGAGCUCCAUGUCAAUGGGCAAGGGAUCGGCUCAUGGCUUCUCAACAAAUUCCUUCGUUCACAACGCAUUCAGCAGGAGGAUAUUGUGAUCUGUUGGCCAACGUACAAUGAUAUAGACGAUCCAGUGGAGGAGACGGGGGACCGUCAGGUUGCGUUCUUUCGCAAGAAUCAUUUCCGUCGGAUCGGACGCACGAGAUUUUUCGGGUAUUCGCGCAAUAAUCGCCAUGUCUCUCGUCUCCUUUCUAUUGAAGAAGAUGUUGAAGAAUUGGGCGCAGGGUUCAAGGAGGCCCCCACGGACCCCCAACGCGAGUAUCCUCUGCGUCACGCUAUCAGGUGUGAUAAAACAUCCCGAAUUGUCGACACAAUUCAAGAAUACUACGAUCGAGAUCCGUCCAGCAUCCACGCCUUUGACUGGGCCGGCUUUACUCCCCUUCAUACUGCGGCUGACAACGUUAAUCUCUUCGCCCUUCGCAAGCUCUUGAGCUGGGACAUGAGCGCGGACCUCGUGAAUAUAACGAAUGCCAGCGGCGAAACCCCUCUAGGAGCAUUACAACUCCAGAUGAACUGCGAUCGUACGGAUGUGGACACGCAAUUAGUGUACAACUGGGAAGGGUACCCAGAAGACGAACUCGAGGCAGAGUUUUUGCUUAAACAAAGGAUGGGAAUCCCGGUUCCCAGCACGCUCGGAGAAUACAUCCAGAAGAGCCGAUAUGGCUGCACUUGUGGUCAGUGUACCGGCGGCUGGCUGUCUCCUCGUAUGCGUUUCCAGCUUUCUUGUAAAGCUGCCUAUGCAAUGGACACGAUGCCAGAAUUCUACGACGAGUUCACCCAGGGCAAGCCUGGUGACCUCACGCAACUCUACUACCUGCACUCUGACUACAUUCCGCCCACAUUUCAGUCAAACUUCUACCUGUCGUUCUACGAGGGCUACUGCAACGUGUUUAGAGCUAUCUAUGAGCUUCUGGAGUCCACGGACGAAAUUCUUUCAGUCGAGACUGUCGAGCGCCGUCUUCCUGGCACAAGCUACUACUUGCGGAAGGGCGGCCGCAUCGAGUUUGUCUUGGAUGCUAUAACGAACACUGCCUAUGAAGCGUCCGCCCUUCGUGACAAUGAGCACGAGGAAAUAUUUGGGGAAGACGAGGGUUGGACUGCAUUACCAACUUGCGCCAACGAUCUCGAUUUCCAGCUCGUCCGCACGGUGCUGGGCCUAAUUCCAGGCAAGAGAUGGGGUCCUUACCAACUUAUAAGUUAUCGAUAA